UAUAAAUUAAAUUCUCAUCAAACACUUGAUUAAUUAUCAAUUUUAUAUCUUGCGCUGAGAGUUUGAAGUAUGAGUUGCAUUAAAAAUAAACUUUCUCUUUUUUGUUUGUUGUUCUUGGUAGUUUGUUUUUGUGAUGCUGUAAAAAUAAUUAAAGAUGAAGAUAUUCCAGAAUUAAGGUUCAUCAAUGCUUCCGUAAAUCCUUGUGACAAUUUUUACGAUUUCUGUUGUGGCAAUUUCAAGAACUACUAUCCACUCGAGGAGAAUAAAGUGGUGGAUCAAUUUACAGUUUCGACUGACACAAUAACGAAGUUUAUGAUAGAUGUCUUAAAAAGUUCGCAUGCAACAAGUGAAUCUGAAGCCAUCAAUAAGGUCAAAACAGCUUUCCAAUCAUGCAUAAAUUUGAAAAUAACGGACUCGAGAAAGCCUUAUCCAGAAAUAUUUUUUCUAAACGAGGUAGGGGGCAUGCCUUUACUUCGAACGCCCAAUACGUUUCCACCAUUUGGCUGGAAAGAAAUUGGACAUCUAACUGCAAAAUAUGGAGUACCCUUGUUGUUCAAGAUAACUGUCAUACCCUUUCCAAUUACAGCCACAGACAACCUUAUAAGGCUUGAAGAAGACACAUUUUCUGCACCGAGUAUGGCACGUCCAUCCAACGAAGACUUUUUAUUAGAAGUUCUUUCUUUAGAUUUGAGAAGAUACGUGAAGGAGUUGGAAGGAGAUAAUAAACCUUUUGGUAUCUUUCUUCGAAAAGUGUUUACAACAUUGAGGGAUAAUGUUAACGUAGAUGUAACAGAUGAUGAUAUCGAUAAAGGCAUCCGAGAAAUACUGAAAUUCAUGAAGGAUAUUCAAAACUUUGCUGGCAUCCCAGAAGACACAAAUGUUACUCCUUUAACUACAACAACAUUAGUAGGAGAUUUGCAAAAGUGGACAGACCAAGAGUUCGACCAUAAGCCACCAAUAGAUUGGGUGGAGUAUCUGGAUGCUGUAUUCAGUGCCGCUGGAGUAAAAAUAACGAACAACACAAACAUUUACGUGAACAGCACUUAUGUUUACAACGUUUUGAAUGUAGUUAGAAAUACCAGACCCGAGAUCGUUAAGAAUUUUAUUUUAAUGCGAAUCCUAUUGUUUUCUGCUAUGGAUAGUACUUGGUCAAUCAGGAAAGCAAUGGAAGAUUAUUAUACUGCCAAAAAUCUGACGCUAUAUCCAAGGGAGAAAUAUUGUGCACGUCAGUUGAUGGACAUUGCACCUUCUGAUAUGGUUGGUUUGAGUUUGGCUUCGGGAGUGUUUUUUGCUGAAAAUUAUAAUGGAAAGGAUAUAUUGUUCAAGGCCAAAAUGAUGAUUGAAGAUUUAUUAGAAACUUUCACCAAGACCUUGCUCAGAUUAGAUUGGAUGGAUACAUCUUCGAAAUCAGCUGCCUUAGAAAAAGCGAGAAAUAUUAUAACUCUAGCAGGCUUGCCUAAAUUCUUUGGUAAUAAUACUGCUUUAGAUGACGUGUAUGAGGGACUCAAUAUAGAGAGAUGGGACGGCUAUGGUAAUGGUCAAAGACUGAGGGCUUUCAAGCAAGCUUAUAUGUUCUCUCAGAUGGGUGGACCAAGAAACCGGGCCCACUGGGAUAUAUCUCCUUUUGAAACCAAUGCCUACUACAACAGAAUAAAUAACAAAAUAACAAUACCAUUUGCCAUGAUGAACCCAGUAUUUUUCGAUGGAAAAUUGGGGCUCAGGGACUACUCUCAUCUAGGAGCUUUGGUAGGUCAUGAAAUAACUCAUGGAUUCGAUAAUUCUGGUAGAAAAUACGAUGGAAACGGUACAAUGGCCGAUAUGUGGACAAAUGAAACGUUGAUUGCAUAUCAAGAAAAAAUUAAAUGUUUUAAAGAGCAAUACAACAGAUACUACGUGGAAGAAUUGAACAGAACUGUGGAUGGAUCAGCAAGUUUGAACGAAAACCUAGCUGACAAUGGAGGUGUCAGAAUAUCUUAUUCAGCAUCGAAGAAGUUAUUCGACUCUAUAGAAAUGGCAUCCAAGAAAUUCACAGCUGAACAACUAUUUUUUAUUGGUUUUGGAACCACUUUCUGUUCUACGGAAACAGUGGAGCAUCUUGAGUAUAGCUUAAACAAAGGCUACUCACCACCAAAAUUCAGAAUUAUAGGAGCUUUGUCUAACAUGGAGGAGUUCUCGAAAGCUUUCAACUGUCCUAAAAGCAGCACAAUGAACCGCGAAGAGAAGUGCUCAUUAUGGUAGAAAGUGCCUCUCAAAUAUAUUGUGAAUAUUUUUUUAAGAAAAAUUAUCUAUA
This is a messenger RNA of Harmonia axyridis, 2290 nucleotides long. RefSeq names its product neprilysin-11-like. Gene Ontology annotation, cellular component: plasma membrane. The record is from RefSeq and is a predicted model, not a curated record. Bases 70 to 2238 code for a protein of 722 amino acids. Gene Ontology annotation, biological process: protein processing. The transcript has 13 exons. Gene Ontology annotation, molecular function: metalloendopeptidase activity. NCBI's taxonomy places the organism in Eukaryota, Metazoa, Arthropoda, Insecta, Coleoptera, Coccinellidae.